GUGGGUUCAAUGUUGACUCGAGAAAGUUGGAGAGUUAACGCGACUUGUAGUUGUUGUCUGCGUUGAAACGCUGCUUGUCACGUUUCGCCAUGUCUUCGUCAUUUUUCAUGAAGGGGAAAGAAAACCCCAAGUUAGCGAAAAAGGGGAAAAACGUAGCGGCGACGAAACGUAAGGUUGAUGGAGAUUCAGCAGGAAAGAGUAAAGUACGAGCGAAGAAAGCCAGCAAAUACAACGAAGAGAUUUCCAGCGAGUCUGAGACAGAGAGUCCUGCCUUGACCAAGAAAAAGCAGUCCAAUGAGAGCCAUGAAUAUGAUGAAACGCCACAGGAGAAGAAACUUAGAUUAGCCAAGCUUUACCUUGAACAGCUCAAGGAUGAAGAGGAACAGAAAGCAGAAGAAGACUCCUUUGAGACAGAUCUGAUUGCGGGAAGACUUCAAGAAGAAGUGCUUGAACAGAAAGGAAAGCUCCAGCGACUUAUUGCCAAAGAUCUCAUACCACCGGAUGCUUCAGAGAUCAGGGUGUUAAGAGGACACAAACUUCCCAUUACCUGUCUGGUCAUCACACCUGAUGACAAGUGCAUCUUCUCUGCUGCCAAAGACUGCUCCAUCAUUAAAUGGGAUGUUGGGAGUGGUAAGAAACUGCACACAAUACCCGGUGGAAGGAAAGGUACAGAGGAACGCCAUGUAGGACACACAGCACACAUCCUGUGUAUGGCCAUAUCCUCAGAUGGAAAAUACUUGGCCACCGGAGACAUGAACAAACUGAUCAUGAUCUGGGAGGCGGACACGUGUAAACAUCUGUAUAAAUUCACGGGACACAAAGGCCCUGUGUCGGGUCUUUCAUUCAGGAAGGGAACUCAUGAUCUGUACAGCGCCUCACAUGACCGCUCCGUCAAGGUGUGGAAUGUGGAUGAGAACGCAUACGUGGAAACUCUCUUUGGCCACCAGGACGCUAUCACAGGACUGGACUGCCUGAGCCGUGAGCGCUGUGUGACCGCGGGGGGACGAGAUCGCACCGUGAGAGUGUGGAAGAUCGCCGAGGAGUCUCAGCUGGUGUUUCACGGCCACGAGGGUUCGAUUGACUGCAUCCAGCUCAUAAACGAGGAGCACAUGAUAACCGGAGCCGACGACGGCUCCGUGUCUCUUUGGAGCGUCAACAAGAAGAAGCCUCUCAGCACGGUGAAGCAGGCUCACGGUUGCCAUGGCGACGCCGGGCUGGAGCAGCCUCACUGGGUCGCUUCGGUGGCGGCGCUUCAGAACUCGGAUACCGUCGCCUCAGGUGCCUCUGGCUGUUCCCACAACUCACAGGUGAACGUGUGGAAGUGUGGCCAGAGUUAUCGUGGGCUGGAGCCUCUGUUCAGCGUACCGGUGUCCGGUUUUGUCAACAGUCUCAAGUUUUCGAGCUCCGGGCAGUUCUUGGUGGCAGGAGUCGGACAGGAGCACAGGUUGGGCCGAUGGUGGAGACUAAAGGAAGCCAAGAACGGGAUCUACGUUAUUCCUCUUAAAAGGAAACCAGAGGAAGCCAAAGUGGCAGAAUAGUGAAUUGUUACGUGUCUUUUGUUUUGUAAAUUAAAGGUUUAAUAAAACGC
Stegastes partitus (bicolor damselfish) is the source of this 1588-nucleotide messenger RNA. RefSeq names its product ribosomal RNA processing 9, U3 small nucleolar RNA binding protein (gene rrp9). Bases 90 to 1538 code for a protein of 482 amino acids. Gene Ontology annotation, cellular component: small-subunit processome. Lineage: Eukaryota; Metazoa; Chordata; Actinopteri; Pomacentridae. Gene Ontology annotation, molecular function: U3 snoRNA binding; protein binding. The transcript is spliced from 15 exons. The record is from RefSeq and is a predicted model, not a curated record.